This is a messenger RNA of Monopterus albus (swamp eel), 915 nucleotides long. RefSeq names its product olfactory receptor 6N2-like. The transcript has a single exon. Gene Ontology annotation, biological process: G protein-coupled receptor signaling pathway; detection of chemical stimulus involved in sensory perception of smell. Gene Ontology annotation, cellular component: membrane. NCBI's taxonomy places the organism in Eukaryota, Metazoa, Chordata, Actinopteri, Synbranchiformes, Synbranchidae. The record is from RefSeq and is a predicted model, not a curated record. Gene Ontology annotation, molecular function: olfactory receptor activity; odorant binding; G protein-coupled receptor activity. The coding region runs from base 1 to 915 and encodes 304 amino acids.
AUGGAGGAAGAAUUAAAUGUAACAUAUUUAAUUUUUGGUGGACAUGUGGAACUUAACACAUACAGAUAUCUUUGUUUUGUGGUUGUUUUGGUAGUGUAUAUUCUGAUAUUCUGCAGUAAUUCUACUAUUGUGUACCUGAUCUGGAAACACCAAGACCUCCAUGAGCCCAUGUACAUUUUCAUUGCAGCCUUGUUACUGAACUCUAUUCUUUUCACCACUAAUAUCUACCCGAAGCUGUUGGUCGACUUUUUAUCUGAAACCCAGAUCAUAUCAUAUCGAGCCUGUCUUCUUCAAUAUUAUAUGUUUUAUACUUUAGCUGGUUCAGAGUUCUUACUGUUGGCAGCCAUGGCCUAUGACAGAUAUGUGUCUAUAUGUAAACCUCUGCAAUAUCCAACUAUCAUGACAAAAAAAAGGAUCAGUAUCUUUCUGGCUUUAUCUUGGCUAUUGCCUGCUUGUCAGCUUGUGGGCUCAGCAACACUAAGUGCUAAUCAAAAACUCUGUAGCUUUACUCUGAAAGUCAUUUUUUGCAAUAACUCCAUUUACAAACUUCAUUGUGUGUCUUCAAGAGCAAUAUCUUUGUAUGGUGUGUUCGUUUUGCUAAAUAUUGCCGUUUUCCCUGUUCUCUUCAUCCUUUUCACAUACGUCAGGAUACUUAUAAUAUGUUAUCACAGUAGUUCCGAAGUCAGGAGAAAAGCUGCACAGACCUGUGUUCCUCACCUGCUGGUUUUGAUCAACUAUUCUUUUUUAUUAACUUAUGAUGUUAUUACAGUUCGACUGGAUUUAGAUUUUCCAAAAACUGCACAUUUGAUAAUGACUUUACAAUUAGUUUUAUAUCAUCCACUUUUCAAUCCAUUUAUAUAUGGAUUAAAAAUGAAAGAAAUUUCUAAACACCUUAAGCGGUUGUUAAUAAAAUAA